AUGGUCGCCCGCACCAAGCGCCGCACGACGGCGCCGACGGCGAAGCGCGCCAAGGUCGCCGCGAUCGCUCCGAUCGAAGCGCUCAGUCGCGACGUCUUCCUCCACCUGCUUUCGUUUCUCCAGCCCAACGAAGCGCUGCGCCUUGCGAGCACCAGCCUCGUGCUUGAUCGUGCGAUGGACGACCGCGUCUGGCGCGCCAUGCUUCUGCACCAGCUCCAGGUCCAGCCGUCGCUGCUCAAGCCGCGCACGCAGACGCGCAAGAUGGUCGUCAACCUCGCGCAGAAGAAGAGCUGCGAGCACUGCGACCGCUUCAUGGCCGACGGGUGUCGCAUUAUCAAGGUGCACACCAAGCACCGCGGCAAGAGACUCUGCGAUAGCUGCUUUGAACUCCCGAUGUUCAACGAAAUCAGCCACAUGGACGCGAUCGCUGAGUACAAGCUCACAAACAAGGAGCUGCGCGCACUGCGGUACCGCCUCGUUACGGUGGGGGACUACGAUCUGGGCGAGCGCUUCAAGACGACGAUGUACAACCUCCAAGCUGUCCUCGACCUUGUGGCCAAGCUGCGCUCGUAGGCGAACCUGUUG
Saprolegnia parasitica CBS 223.65 is the source of this 585-nucleotide messenger RNA. RefSeq lists its product as hypothetical. The coding region runs from base 1 to 573 and encodes 190 amino acids. The transcript has a single exon. The record is from RefSeq and is a predicted model, not a curated record. Gene Ontology annotation, molecular function: protein binding. Lineage: Eukaryota; Oomycota; Saprolegniomycetes; Saprolegniales; Saprolegniaceae.